This is a messenger RNA of Engraulis encrasicolus (European anchovy), 6346 nucleotides long. RefSeq names its product nucleoporin 205 (gene nup205). The coding region runs from base 167 to 6097 and encodes 1976 amino acids. Gene Ontology annotation, molecular function: structural constituent of nuclear pore. Lineage: Eukaryota; Metazoa; Chordata; Actinopteri; Clupeiformes; Engraulidae. Gene Ontology annotation, biological process: nuclear pore organization. The record is from RefSeq and is a predicted model, not a curated record. Gene Ontology annotation, cellular component: nuclear pore; nuclear pore inner ring. The transcript is spliced from 42 exons.
CGUCCUCUUGAGGAACAACAAGACAAAAUCAUUAUUUUCUGAUAAGGCGAUGUAACCGUGAUCAACCCCGUAAUUAGAGAAAGAACUAAAAAUACAUACUUAUUUUUAUUCUGGCAAUCAGCGAAGUUGCUCACGUCGGCACCGAGUCCCUCGAACCGCGUUUAACAUGGCGGCGCAGAUGGCGGUAAAUUCAGGCGCCAGUCUGUGGGGGCCGCUGAAGGAGCUAUGGGAGACGGUGGAGGGAGCCGUGUGGAGGAAGCAGGCCGAGAGCGUCCACCUGCUGGACCUCCAGCUCAAGAAACACAAGCCACACUUCCUCAAGCUCUUCCAGAAUCCACCCAAGAGUUCGGAGCAGAGGGAGAAGGUGCGGAAGGCCAGUACGGAGGGCAUUGCCAUCCAGGGCCAGCAGGGCUCGCGGCUCCUGCCCGAGCAGCUCCUCUCAGAGGCCUUCAUCCUCAGCGACCUGUUUGACCUGGGAGAGCUGGCCGCUCUGGAGCUCCUACUGGCAGGAGAGCAUCAGCAGCCUCAUUUCCCUGGUCUGACACGAGGCCUAGUGGCCGUGCUGCUCUACUGGGACGGCAAGCGAUGCAUCGCCAACUCUUUACGCACGCUCAUCCAGUCACGGCACGGGAAGACAUUUACUCUGGACCUAAGUGGUGAGUUGGUGUAUCUGACCACGCGCUUCACUGAUGAGCUGAUGGCGGAGGGGUUGACCAAGCGCAUCCUCACUCUGGUGUCGGACAUCAGCGUGACCGGAGAGUUCGAACGGCUGCAGAAGGAGAGGGGCCUUGGAAACGAGAAGCACAGGAAGGAGGUUGGAGAUCUCAUCAAAGAGUGCCGGCAGUCCCUGGCCGACUGUCUGUUUGCCUGGGCCUGCCAAUCACCCCUCAGCAAGGACAACACUCUGGCCCUGAUUGGUCACCUGGAGACGGUGACGCCGGAAGCUGACGGCUCAUUGGACAGCGUGAACCUGGCCCUGGUCAUGGCCCUCCUCUACUGCCUGGACGUCAGCUUCCUGGAGCAGGCCACAGAGGACAGAGAAGAUCUGCUGCAGGCCCUGCCCCUGUUGACGGAGCGUGACUAUGUGAGUGCGGUCCACACCCGGUUGGUGGAGGGACAGAGCUGGAAGCUGCCGGGACUCCAGGCCCUCGUCAGGCUGACCUGGGCACUCUCCCUACGGGCCCUCUCACAGCUGCCACACGGAUCAGCUCUCGUGGAGUACACAGAGGCAGAUGAGGCUCUGGCUGACCAAGCACUGCUGGGCGGAGUCUUCCUCUUCGUCACAGAGGGCAUUCUGGGAUGCGAGGGCUUCACCCAGGAGGAGUUCUACACGCGCCGCCUGCACACGCUCAUCACCGACUUCCUGGCUCUCAUGCCCAUGAAGGUGAAGCAGCUGCGUAAUCGUGCAGAUGAGGAUGCUCGGCUGGUGCACAUGGCUCUACAGAUGGGCAGCGAGCCCCCAGCGUCCCUACGGAAGGACCUGGAACACCUCAUGAUACUGGUUGGCGAGUUCUACAGCAAGGACCCGUUUAACCUGGAGCUGGCGCUGGACUUCUGGUGUCCGUCCGAGUCCCUGCAGCACACCUCCCUCAUGGGCUCCUAUAUGAGCGUGGCCAUCCAGAGACCACCACACAAACAGGUGGUGUUGUCCAAGUUUGUGCGUCAGAUGGGUGACCUGCUGCCCCCCACCCUCUACAUCCCCUACCUGCGCAUGCUCAAGGGCCUGGCCAACGGAGCCCAGUGCUCUCACUACUGCUUCAGCCUGCUCAAGACCAACGGAGCCCCGCACGGUGAGCAGGGUGCAGUGUCGGGCAGUGUGGUGUCGUGGGAGCACUUCUUCCACUCCCUGAUGCUGUACCACGAGAACCUGCGUCGGGACGUGCCCAGCUCCCACGCCACCCAGUACCGCACCGCGCCCCUCAGGGGCAUCACCCAGCGAGAACUGGACGGACUCACCUCCUUCCUGCAGCUGCUCACCACCAUCAUCACAUGGAGUGAGAAUGCUCGCUUGGCGUUGUGUGAGCACCCCCAGUGGACGCCGGUGGUGGUGAUGCUGGGGCUGCUGCAGUGCAGUGUGCCCCCCGUGCUGAAGGGGGACAUCCUGCUGACCCUCGCCGCCUUCGCCAAGUCCCCCGAGAUCGCAGCCUCGCUCUGGCAGUCCCUCGAGUACACACAGAUCCUGCAGACAGUGAGGGCUCCUGGACAAAGACAAGUGGCUGGCAUAGAGGUGGAGUUGAAUGAGAUCGAGUCCGGGUGCGAGGAGUACCCCAUGACGCGUGCCUUCUGCCAGCUGAUCAGCUCCCUGAUCGAGAGCGCCCUGCCGGUCAACCUGGGCGCGGGUACGCGGGCGCCGGGCUUCCAGCCCUACCUCAGCUUCCUCAGGGACGCUGUCUUCCUCUGCUUCCCCACCAGGGCCUACCGACGCCCUGCAGAGAAGUGGGAGGUUGCUGAAGGUGUCCUGGAGGUCUUCCACAAGCUGCUGCGUGACUACGAGCCGACACCCUCCGACUUCCUGCCCGAGGCGGUGGAGGUGGGCGGGGAGACGGUGGCGUCCCACAAGCCCCCGGGCCACAGCCUGAUGUUCCACCUGCUCAACGACUCGCCCACCCUGGCCCUCUGCCUCAGCCUGCUGCAGGAAGGCGUCAGGAUGCUGGACACAUACGCACCCUUCCCUGGCAAGAAGCAGCUGGAGUCUGCGGUGCUGCACUGCCUGUGUCUGCUGGAGCUGGCGCUGCAGAAGCAGGCUCUCUUCAUGGACCUGCUGAGGGAGAGCCAGGCCUCGCUGCUCGUCUCCCCCCUGGAGCAGCUGCUGCAGGGGGUCAGCUCACACACGCGCAAGGCCGACCACAUCACCAACAUCGCCAGGUACCUGUACCACAGCAGCACCAAUCCGGAGGCAGCCUUCCAGAGUGCCAAGAUCCUGAGGCGCAUCGCCCGCUACCCCAACAUCCAGAACAGGCUGGUGGGAGACUUCACACACGAUCAGGCUGUGAGUGAGAAGCUGAUGGCUGGAUUCGUGGAGUGUCUGGACAACGAGGAGGCCGAGGAAGGACUGGAGAACAUCGAAGGUGUGGAUGUGGAUAAGAGUGUGGCGCGUAUCCGCCACGAGACCCAGGUGCACAUCCUGAACCUGCUGAUCACCUCUCUGGAGCUGCCCGGCCCCAACCUGGCCCUCUACCUGCUGGGCUACAACAUCAAGAAGGCGGUGUCCUCCACCAACCUACAGGACCCAGGAGUGUUGGGCUGUCCGCGCAGCUGUCUGCACGCCAUCCUGAGUUUGCUGCAGAGAGGCAGUGAGAAACGCUCAGGACCCGAGAUCACCCAGGAGGCUCCACACCUCGCAGAGCUCUGCUACCAGGUGAUCUACCAGUUGUGUGCGUGCUCUGAGACGUCGGGCCCCACCAUGCGCUACCUGAGGACCAGCCAGGACUUCCUCUUCUCACACCUGCAGCACCUGCCCUUCGUCGCACCAGGGAAUGAAAUAGCCAGCCUGACCCAGAUGUCUUGGCUGAUGAAGACAGCCGCCAUCGAGCUCCGACUGACAUCACUGAACCGCCAGCGCUCACACACACAGAGGCUGCUCAACCUGCUACUCAACGACCAGCCACACACACAACAUACAGCUGACAGUGAGUUUGGCAUGGAGGAGGACACCAAGUCAGUCAGUGGCUUUCUGCACUUCGACACUGUUUCCAAAGUGCGCCGCAAGCUGCUGAGUGUGCUGGAUGCCAUCAAUUUCAGCCAGGAGGUGCCCGAGCUCCUGCAGCUUGACUUCUUUGAGCGCGCUCAGAUUGAACAAGUCAUCACCAACUGUGAGCAUGUGAACGAGCAGGGGCACACCGUCUCUAAUGUCAAGCUGCUGCACAGAGUGCUGGUUGCCGAGGUGAAUGCCCUGCAGGGGAUGGCUGCCAUUGGCCAGAGACCCAUGCUCAUGGAGGAGGUGAACUCCAUCCUGCAGCAGGUGGUGGAGCGUAACCGUGUGCGGCGCAGCCUGAGUGCCAAGCGUCACGCGCUGCAGAGCUGGCGAUCGGUGGUGGAGACCAUCCUCACCGCCUGCCCUGCCGACCUCAUCCCCCCCGACCAGAGGCAGCUCAUCAUACGAGACCUGCUGCUGGACCUGCACGACAAGGUUCUAGCUGAAGACACAGCAGUGGAGCUGAUGCCAGUGGUGGCCGGUGCUGUCUUUACUCUGACAGCUCAUCUCAGCCAAUCGGUGCUGUCCGAGCAGCAGCAAGGGGCGGGACUAGAGGGAGGCUUCGCUUCCAUCGCUAACUCUGCUCUUCACCUGAUCCUGAGGAAGCUGCUAGACUUCAUCCUGUGCACAGGUGGUGGUUUCCAGAGGCUGCGUGCCCACCUGUACGGCUCUCUUCUUUACUACCUGCAAAUUGCCCAGAAACCAGAGGAGCCCGAUACACUACAGACAGGUGGCAGCUCCAUGUGGUCGCGUCUGAUGGCCCCUGAGGACGGCUACAGCCAGCUGCAGAGGGAGAGCCUGGCCAUCAUCGAGAGCUACGGCACCACACUCAUGGAGGUGGUCUGCAGGGACGCCUGCGAUGGGCACGAGAUCGGCAGGAUGUUGGCGCUGGCAGUGCUUGACCGUAUCCUGUCUAUCGACCGGCAGUCUGCGUGGCUGCUGUUUGUGUGCAACAGUGGCUACCUGCGGGUGCUGGUGGAGAGCCUGAGGCAGGACGACGGAGCCCUGCAGACCCUGUUGUGUCCCCAGCCACCAUUACUGAAGCCACUAUACAUAUACGAGUCCAAGAUGGCCCUGUUGACGCGAGUGGCCAAGUCUGCUCAGGGUGCUGUGGAGCUGCUGCGCUGUGGCCUGGUGGCCCAACUGGUGGAGUGUCAGGUCUUCCACAUGCUGCCUGAGAGCGACUCACACAGGGUGUUUGGUCAGCGUGAGCGCUCUGCGUUCAUCCCCUCUCCUCUGGAGCGCUACAGGCAGAUCCUGCUGCCCACCCUCAGACUGCUGCAGGUCAUACUGACCUCCACUAGCACUCACCACCAGCAGGGGGCAGCACAGGUGCUCCAGUGGCUGAUCGUGCAUGCAGACACCAUCCAGAGCAUCCUGAGAGGCCAGGACAUGAGUCUUGGAGCCCUGCAGGAACUCUCCCUGCUCACUGGCAUCAUCAGCAAGACCGCCCUGCCAGGUACUCUGGAGAUGGGAGACAUCAACAGCACAGCUCUGCUAGAGUUCCAGGGACACGUGGGCAGAUUCCAGCGCCAGUGUCUGUCCCUGCUGGGCCGUCUGGCUGGUGCUGAGCGCGUGCGGCUCCUGAAGCAGGCGGAGGAGAGCAUCACACCUGGAGACCCCGCGGACAGGCGAGAGGAGCUGGAGGUGGCCAUGCAACAGAUCUGUGCCAACAUCAUGGAGUACUGCCAGACGCUGCUGCUUCAGAGCUCCUCUGAUGCCCAGUUCAGCAUCUGCCUCUUCAGCCCCACCGCCAUCGAACCCGCUGCCAGGGACCCCACACGCCCAGACCUGUCAGUGCCGUCGGCCCCGUACUCGCGGGUGCCCAGUCUGGGGCUGGUGCUGUACCUGCUGAAGAGCAGCGCUCAGGACUUCUUCAAAUACCACGACAGCCACCGACAGAGCCUCAGCAAACUGGACAGCCUGGAGCAACUCUCACCUGAGGAGCUCAAGGAGCUGUGCCAGGCCAUAGUAACGGGCGCUGGUGUGGUGGAGAAGCUGCCGUCGGUGCAGAGGAGUCAGCUGGCCAAGAGGAGACUGGUGCAGCUCAUCAACAACAGAGCCAAACUCAUGGCCCUCUGCUCAUACAUCAUUGAAACGUGUCUAUUUGUGCUCUGGCGCCACCUGGAGUACUAUCUGUUGUACUGCACGCCCACCGAUCCCAAGGACUCCCUGUUGCCAGGAUACAAAGCUGCCUCAGGGGGCCGUGCUUUGGGUCUGGCUCAUGUCAGUCAGCAAGAUCUAGAACAGCUCCAGAGUGACGUGGGGGGCAGCUUUGGGGAGGCGGUGCAGCGUAAGCUGCUGGAGGUGGAGUCCCUGUACAGCAAGGGCCGCUCCAGAUACACCUUCAUCCAGGCCCUCACACGCAGGAUCAGGGGCCUCGUGCGGCAGACCAAGACCUAACACACACACACACGCACGCACGCACGCACACACACACUCCUACAUAUAUAAACUGGCUUCUUCUCUCAUUCCCCUUUGCAAACAUGCAAUUUUUAUAAAGCACUCAUGAAAUUUAUACCUGGGAAGAAACAUUUUUUGGCUUGGAAUUUAUCUAUUGUCUUGGAAUCGUGCAUUAUGUUGCCCAUCAUUUGUGUUUAGUUUGUUUUCUUUGACAUUAUGUUAAAAUAAAAUGCAUUUUUCUAAAUUGAA